AUGAUAAGCAUUGAACCUGGUGUAUGGAUGUGUAAAUACACAUCUAAAAAUGGUGCUUUGUAUGAACUGAAAAUAGAUACUAAUUUAAAGAUUCUUAAUAGACAAUAUAAAUUAAUAGAUCACAAAUUAAAUAUAAUUAGAAAAAUUUUGUAUACAAAAAAACAAAUGAAAAAAUCUGCAUAUGCCAUUGUAGCUUUUCUGCUUUUAUUAGCAGAUAAAUAUGCAAAAUGCCACAUUGAUGUAACAAUAGACUUAAAAGUAAAAUGUAGUAACAAACUCUGGGACUACGAACACCUAGGAUACGCGUACGGCAAUUAUGAUAGUUUCCUUUACCAUCUGAAAGAGGGAUAUAAAUGUUACAGAGUAACUUACGGAAAUACUGUAAUUUGGAAGUCAGCUGGAAAUGAAAGGGCAGAUAGGGUAGUUCUCAGUGGUAGAGGAUCACAAAGAAAAAUGGUUGAAAUAGAUUUGGACGAUGAUACCGUAAUUUAUUAUUUCAAACCAGGCCGAUUUAGAACGUGGAAAAGAUACAUUAGUGAUAAUAUAUGA
Molecule: messenger RNA, 549 nt
Organism: Theileria orientalis strain Shintoku
Lineage: Eukaryota; Apicomplexa; Aconoidasida; Piroplasmida; Theileriidae
Exons: 1
Coding region: 1-549 (182 amino acids)
Source: RefSeq, a predicted model, not a curated record